UGGGAAGUCCGAACCUCCAAAGUUGCCGCUUAUUUUUUAAAAUUUUCAAAAUCGAUUGCGGGAAUUCGAUAACCGGCUCUCGAUAUUAAGUUCCAAGAAUUGUUACCAGAGUAUGAGUUUGUAUUAUUAGUAAUCAGGUUUAGUUGUUAGAUGUUUAUAAUACAUAAAUAAUUUUUAUUGAUAUUGUUUAUUUUUAAAUUUAAUUUAGUAAGAAUUAGAUAAAUAAGCCAACAUUUUAUCGAUAAAUUUAAUGACAAUAAUAAUAAAGUGACAAAUAUAUUUUAUUAGACAUUUAAAUUUAAAAACAAACAAACAAAAUAAAUAAUUAUUUUAAAAAUGUUGUAAUAAUGUAAAUAUAUUAUGGAUUAUCGUUCAAGUUGGGAAUUUAAUGUCGGAUUAUUAUUAGCCAUCAGUUCUAAUUUAUUUAUUGGUGCAAGUUUUAUAAUUAAAAAAAAAGCAUUAUUGAAAUUACAAAAAUAUGGAGUACGAGCUGGUGAAGGAGGUCAUGGUUAUUUACGUCAAUUCACAUGGUGGUCUGGUCUUCUAACAAUGGGUAUUGGCGAAGCUGCUAAUUUUGUAGCUUAUGCAUUUGCACCAGCUUCUGUAGUAACAUCUUUAGGAGCACUUAGUAUAGUUGUAACAGCAAUUUUAUCAUCAAAAUAUCUUAAUGAAAAAAUCAACUUGCUUGGAAAGCUAGGAUGCAUUUUGUGUAUGCUAGGUACGACAAUAAUUGUUAUAAAUGCACCAAAAGAUGAACAGUUUGAAACAUUUCAAGAAUUGAUUGAAAAGUUGUAUACUAAAAAUUUUAUAAUAUAUGUUAUUAUUAUUAUAACAAUAAAUUUAUAUUUAAUUUUUUAUUGUGUACCAGUAACUACAACUGGUCAUGAUAAUAUUAUUAUUUAUAUAUUUAUUUGUUCAUCUUUUGGUUCAUUGACAGUCGUCAGCUGCAAAGGAUUAGGACGAGCAAUAUUGGAUUCGAUUUAUUAUGAAGUUAAUGAAAUGGAAAAUUGGAUCACGUGGUUAUUUUUACUAUCAAUAAUUGUAUGUAUUAUGAUUCAAAUGAAUUAUUUGAACAAAGCAUUAGAUUUGUUUAACACCGCAGUUGUCACUCCGAUUUAUUACGUCGGAUUUACGAGUUUUGUAAUUAUUGCCACGAGCAUUAUUUUUGAUGAAUGGAAGCAUAUGAACUUGCAAAAUAUUAUUUGCAACUUUUGUGGAUUUUUUGUUAUCGUUACUGCGAUAUUUUUACUAAAUGCGUUCAAAGAUUUAAAUAUAAGCUACAGAGACAUUAAACAACUAUCGAUUACAAAUAAUAUUCGACGUGAUUAUUCCAGUAAUGGAAAAAAUAUUGAUAAUGAUAAUAAUGUUUUUGAAUUAUUAUUAAAUACGUGUAAUUAUGCUAGCUCGUGUACCUGUUGUAUUAAAUGUACGAAAGAAAAAGAAAAUGUUAUUUAGAUAACAUUUUAUUUUUUAACUCGAGUAAAUUUUUUAAAUUAUUUUAUUUUAAAAUAAUAAAUAAAUAAGGGAAUUGACUGAUAGAUUUUCCCGUUUAUUUUAUUUUAUUUUGUAAUUAUUAUAAUAAUAAGUACGGGUAAAAAAAAUUUUAUAGAUUUAUUUUAGACAAUUGUAAUUAGUAUUUGUUAAUUUGGUUGUCUAGAGGUAAAGCAGUACCUCCAUUUUAAAUAUAAACCCAUAUUUGUAAAUGAUACUGAAAUUAGCAGACGUCUAAUAAUUUUUGGAUUUUGUUUUAGACAAUAAAAAAUUUUUAAAAAAAUAUUUGAAAAAAUUGCACCUGUAGUUUUUAAAAUUUUCUACAUGUGCAUAUUUUUUAAAUAUUUUUUUGCAGUUGAUUUAUUGAAAAACGAAAAUUCAAAAAUUUUUAAAUAUCUGCUAACUUCAGGAUCAUCAUAUUUGUAAAUGAUACUGAAAUUAGCAGACGUCUAAUAAUUUUUGGAUUUUUUUUAGCCGAUAAAAAAUUGAAAAAAAAAAUAUUUGAAAAAAUUGCACCUGUAGUUUUUUAAAUUUUCUACAUGUGCAUAUUUUUAUAUUAUUUUUUUGCAGGUGAUUUAUUGAAAAACGAAAAUUCAAAAAUUUUUAAAUGUCUGCUAACUUCAGGAUCAUUAUUUGUAAGUGUAUGUUACACGUUUGUGCAAUCAUGCAAAAAUAAGUUUACACAAUUUUUUUUUUAUUCAAACAUAUCAAUAAUUUUAAACUUAAAUAUAAUAGUAACAAAAUGUACAAGUAUUUAAAUGUGCUAACAAUAAUUAUUACUUGAAAAUUUUAAUUUAUUCUGACUAGUCGAUUUCAUUUUUUUUGUAAUUUAAAUAAUUGUGGAUAUGAUAAUAAUAAUAUAACAUAUUUAUAUUUUUUAUUUGUAAUUUUAAACAAAUGGAGGAAAAAAUUAAUUAUAAGUAAAUUAAAUUAAAGAACAAAAUUAUAUAAUAUUUAUUAAAAACGAUAGUCAAAUUGUUUGUUUCAGUUUUAAUUAUCUUUUAUUUUUUAUAAAUAAAUUAAUUAAUGAAAAAUUAUAUGGUUGUUAAUUAUAUCAUGCAUUCAAAAUUUCUCAAGCUCUAUCUCUCGCUAUAUAGAAACGCUUGGCUACAGCUAGAGCUAAUUAAGUGGCUGCCAAAAUUAUAAGAAAAAUGUCAUUAAAUAUAUGAGGUGGGAAAACAAAAUGAAAAGUAUGGAACCAGAUGCUAGUAACAGGAAUUUUUUUUAAAUUUUUCUAAAUACUAUAAAUUUCCGGUUGUACAGUGAAUUAUCGUAUUUUACCUCAAAUUACCGUAAGCUGCCGUAUUCUGCAGUCAUCUACCGCAAAUUACCGUAAAAUUCGAAAAAUUAGCAGGAAAUUACGGUAGUUUGCGGUAAAUUUCAGCAUAUAAAAUUUUUUUACUCAAAAUAAACUUUUAAAAAAUCAUAACAACAAAUUCAAUAAGUUUAGAGAUUCGAAAAGUAAAAGUGAAGAAUCACCAAGAGCUUAAUCUUCAAAGGAAUCACAAAACCUUCAUCCAGUUUGAAAUAAAACGUCAUUAUUUAAGUCAUCAUAAGGUCCAGAUCCAGAGAAAUCUGCAAAAUCUCCCAUUUACUAAUAAUUUUAUAAAAAAAAUUUAUACAAGAACCUGGGUCUUUUUUCAAACAAUCCAGGUGUUAAAGGUCUGGAUAUCAAUCUUGAUUAUAAAUCUGGAGUAGGAGCAAGUCAACAUACUUUAUAUAUAUGACCCGAGGGUCAUUGAUUUAAAAAUAUGUCUAAAAUUGUCAAGUAUUUAUUUAAUUUAAUAACAAAAAUUUGUAUUAUUAUAUUUCAUAGAUAUUGCACACAGUUAAACAAAAUAUAUAUAUAUAUAUAUAUAGGUAUAUAUCUUACAAAACCACAAAAAUAAUCAAUAUCUUAAAUGACUAUGAAUCAUCAAGAUAAAAAAAUCUUCAUAAACAUAUUGCGCAAUAAUUUAAAAUCCCCGCCAAUAAAGCAGACUUGUUUAUUAUUUAAAUAAUAAUAAUUAUAUUUCUGUAUAAAUCGAUAAAUCAAUAUUUAUAUCAAUCAGCUGUAGUGUUGCAUAAUUAAAAAAAUCAUGGUAAUAUUGAUAUAUAAAAUUAAAAUCCAUAAUUUAAUUAAUAACAUGUUUUGUAAUCCAUUAAAUAUUAAUGACCUAAAUUACUAUAAGAUAAAAAUUUUAAUUUCAUUCGUCGUGUGUAUUUAUUUAAAUUUAAAUAUGUAUAUAUAUUCUGGAGUAAACUAGUAUAAAGUAAAAGUAUCGAUGUGAUAUUAUUAUAAUUAUUUUAAAUUCCAACAAUGUAUUAAAAAAAAACCUUGAAAAACAUUCACACUCGGUAAUUAAUCUCGUUACCCAUUAUCGCAGUUUUUAAUUAAUUGUCAUGUAAAUAUAUAAAUAUAUGGAUUAAUGUUAUGCGAUGAUAAAUUUUAUAAAACGCGGUCUUUUAAAGGUUGAUUUAAAAAAAAAAUUCUUACAGACAUUGAACCCUUGUAGUGACGUAAAUGAAAUAACUCAUCUCCAGACGUCUGACUUUCCCAUGAAAAAAAUAGUCAACAAAAUAAAUAUGAUCAAUAAAAAAAAUAUAUAUGAAUUAUUUUUGAAGAUGGUUUUUUUUAAUUUGACAUUUAUUGUUUAUUGUUU
Messenger RNA from Microplitis mediator, 4133 nucleotides. It is a transcript of the gene spict, whose product is annotated as magnesium transporter NIPA2. Gene Ontology annotation, biological process: magnesium ion transport. Gene Ontology annotation, molecular function: magnesium ion transmembrane transporter activity. NCBI's taxonomy places the organism in Eukaryota, Metazoa, Arthropoda, Insecta, Hymenoptera, Braconidae. The record is from RefSeq and is a predicted model, not a curated record. The coding region runs from base 361 to 1455 and encodes 364 amino acids. Gene Ontology annotation, cellular component: membrane. The transcript has 4 exons.